AGUGGGGGGAAAGCUAACAAAAGUAGGGGGCCAAUGCUUCUUUCCCCUUUCAUUGCAGCUUUGCAAUUACUUGCUUCGCAAAAAUUGGGGGCAAUGGUCAGCAUGGCCAAUGGCAUGAUCAUGGUGUUUCUUGGAUGAUCCCUUGUUUCUUGGAUGAUCCCCUUUGCCACUGAAUUUAAUUUUUCGACCCCCUUUCUGACUGGUAUGAUUUGACUGGUGUAAUCGAGGCUAUUGGAAAUGUUUACUUCACACGUGCGACUAGAGGUGAAAGUUGUGGAUGCGAAAGUCAGAGGGCCGAGUCAAAGAUCUCCUAAGAACAGCUAAGAACAGAGGGAUGAUGAUGGUACAAACCUGACUUGUACCCUUGAGAUCAGCUGUUGUGUAUAAUUGCAAAGUCCAAAAUUGACCAGCAUUUGAAACAUAUGUCAGAAGGUUUUUUGGGCACAACACCCUGAGCAAAACAAACGAUGUCAUUUUUUAACUACUCGAGCCCAUUCCAGGCGCCGAUGGAUUUGAAUCAGCUUAUGUACUGGGACAGAAUCACAGGGCUAAACUACUUGGCCGAUAGUUAUUACUAUGACUCUGACUCUGACACAGAGGGAGUGCCAGUUGCAGUCUCAGCUGAGAUUGUCAAAUCAAACAAAGCAAAUGCAGACAGCAAGCUUUGCAAGUUCUAUCAACGUGGGCACUGCAAAUUCGGCAGUCAGUGCCGAUUCCUUCACGCUUACGGGGAAGACCGUCAACAGCCGAUGGACACAUGUUCUUUUUUUCUGAAAGGAAAUUGCCGUUAUGGUGCCAAUUGUCACUUUAUGCAUCCAGGUUACAAAGAAAUUCAUCAGAUACAGGUGGACAAGCGGACACCCAGCAAAAAGGUUAGCUCAGUAUUCUCACCAUCUGAUGAAGAUCUGAAGGCAGGUCGACUGACAAGAAUAAAACUGUACUUCGACCAUCCAGUGAAAGAUUCUGUCAAGCUUGAAGGACAUCAAAUUGUUGGUUGCCAGUACUUUCUUGAUGUUUUUGUAGACAAAAGGGGGGAUGAUGUUCAGUAUCUUCAUGAUGUUGUAGAAAAUAGAGCUCAACACCCUUUAUAUCGCAAAGGGAUGUUUGGUUUAUCAAAGGCUGGUACCAACCUUGAUCUCUCAGAGUUGUCUCAAAAACUGAGCGAUACAUCUGUUUUCAUCUUUGGGAGUUCUGUUGAUGUUCUUCUUACACAAUCGUACAGCCUUGCUGCCACCGUAGUCGACAACAAAGAGCUGGCUGUUAAAAGACGAUACCCUAUGUCUGCCCUUGCCCGUGAGGUGAAUGGCUCUUUUCAAGAGAAAGCUUUGCGUUCGUUACUGAAAGUUUACCCUAAACCAGACAUAGGAAAGGGAGACUCAAACGCCAAUCACAUUUCGCCUUCAACUGCAGAGGACAAAGAGCCUGCAAAAUUGUACAAGAUGACAUCAGAUGUUGGAAAACGUGUAAAGCAACACUGCGAAUCUGAAUGCUGUUGGUGUGUAAAGAAAGGGUGCGGUUGCCUGGUUCGGCUGAAUGAAGACAUAGAGAGUGAUAAUAGUGAAUUGAGCUGUAAUAGUAGAGAUGCACGAAAUCGCAGAUCAAUCGGUGGCAACUUCGAAUGUGGUUUCUUCCCUGAGAGCCUUGAGCCUGAAGACGUGGCUGCAGGCAUCCAAUUUAAGCUAGGUGACAUAGUCACGUUUGGUGAAUACCCCUCAGUCACUCUGUACGUCGUUAGUGAAAAUGGCUCGUUGAAGAAGUUAAAGAAGGAUGGCUUCCUUUCCAUUCCAUUCCAGGUGUCUUCUUGCUUUCAAGAUCCCGUGAAGAAAUAUGAAGGAAUUUGCAAAUAUUACUCAUCGGGCAUUGGUGAUUUGAUGGGUAUCUACAUCAAGCCUGACGACGUUUGUUUUGUAAGAACCUUUGGUGACAAGCUGCCGCUGGAUUGGAAAUGCUGCUUUGUAGCGAAAUGUGGCUCGAAAGACUUGGUUGACCAUUUCAGGAUCGAAGUUGACGAAAAGAACGUUUUCACUGCCCUGCCACCAGAUGUUCAAGGCACUGAAGAAAUUUCCCCUGUUAACUGCAUUGAGGAAAUUUAUCAAAGAGGCCAAAGCCUAAAGGAAUCAGCUUCUUUUACUCGAUUCGAUGUCGAAUUGUCUUUGAAGGAAAGUGAGCGAGCAUUGUUAUUAAAAAAGCAUGGUGCAGUGUACCCCAAAAUUCCUACAUGGUCUGGUCGUCUGUCCCGUGUACAAGGAGGAAAGGGCCAAUUGAACGUAUCUGUAACGUGGCAAGGACCAUCGGUGGACGAAAAUGUUGCUAAGGCCAUCAUUGAAGAAUUCUAUGAAGGCUGUACUUGGAGGUAUGGCAGAAUUCGUGAUGCCAGCUGUUGAUAGAUGCGAGACGCCUGUUUCCUUAAAAAAAACAGCUUAAUUUUGAGUUUAUGCUUGUUUUGUUCGGUUUGUGUUUAUCGCUUGACUUAAAGAUGCAUUUAAACUACCUUCUCGAGUGUAGCCUCAGUAAAGGAUUCCGCCAUUUAUUAUAGAACGUAGGGCUGAUACCCAGUACACUUAGCAAUCUAGGACACACACAAAUUUUCUUUGCUGAACUUUUCAGAAACUGAAAAAAUAAAAUGCCAGCACUUUAAAGGAAAAAAUCACUUUUGUCGUCGAUAUAUUUUCUCGUUAGAUUUAUUGAAUAUGUAAAAACCAGCAGUCUUGCUUUCUUGCUAAAAUCCUUUGUGUGAAAAAAACAUGGAAAAUCCUGUAUUCCUGUAUUUACAAACCUUUGCGUUAAAUGAAGCUAUGAGUAUAGAUUCAUACAUAACUACGUUAGGUUGGAAGUCCCUAUCUUAAUUCUAAUUUCCUACUCAUGUGCCAAGUAACUGAUUCGAAUUAAAUAUAAUUUUACAUCAUGUACAUACAACGAUAUAGUAAGCAUAGUCAGCUACAAAUGACGGCAGUGCCUUGACCUUUGCAGUCAGAAAACGGGUAAUUAAAGGUCAGAAAUGCAUUGCUUUACCUCUUUUGGCUUGCUUUACUCUUACAAAAGAUUUUAAUGUGGUUUUUUGAUACUUUUCUUGUUCUGUUUACGAAUAUUUUUGACAAUUUUUGGGUUUGUCAUAUCAAUUUUAAAAGAGUUUAUAUUUAGGUAAAAACAAAUGUUUAUUGUUUAUAUUUUAAUACAAAGAGAUGUUAGGAGAUAAUAAUGAGCAUAAAUGUUUAUGUUGAAUGUGAAAAUAUCACUUUUUUAUUAAUUUGUUUAUCAAAUCUUUAGCAUUACGAAAUACCCGCUUGCAUCUGCUUGACGUAUUUUUCCUCACAAAACCAACUUCGCUAGGAUAUUUCCACAGCCAUUAACAGCUGCCAUAAUCACCAAUAAUGUAAAUGUUUAUGCUCUUUGUAUAUUUGCUUCUGUAGUUCGUAUUGUUUAUUGUUAAUGUUGGUUGUUAAAAACGUUGUGUUACUGUAAAAUCUAUUAUUAUAUAGGUUUUCACUACUGCUAUUUAAUAAACAUUUAUACAUUCAAUAUUACGCACAACGCGUUUUGUUCAAGUUUACGAGAAAUUUAAGCAGUGUUAUUUCUUUCCUGUACUUUCUUAAGUGAGCAUGAUUUUAUUUUUGGUUUGCACUCUGGAAGGGAAGCUUGGGUUAGCAAAUUUUUGCAUGGAUAAUUUGCGUGGCUCCACUUUGGAGUGUCUUCGUGGUUGGCCCUUGAGCAAUCUAUUUUUAGGGUCGUGAAGAGGAAAUAAUGAUAGAAAUAAUAAUAAACUUUGUCCUGUUAGUUUGACAAUAGUGUGAAC
Molecule: messenger RNA, 3793 nt
Organism: Rhopilema esculentum
Lineage: Eukaryota; Metazoa; Cnidaria; Scyphozoa; Rhizostomeae; Rhizostomatidae
Source: RefSeq, a predicted model, not a curated record